CCAUGCCUCUCCUUGCCUCCCCCACUGCCUGCCCACUGAACCACUUGCCCCUCAACAGGCUGGAGAGGUGCAAAUCCUGGCUCUGUGCGCUCUGGCUUGCCGUGGGAUAGCGAGGAUCCGUUCCCCACCCAAGGGAGGGCACGGUGUGAAGUCCCAGAGCAGAGCUCACCAGGGGCUGACGUGUGCACCGAAUUCAUCGAGCCUCAGCCCAGGUGCCACCAUGGCCUCCCAGCCACACCCCCUGUGCCCUCCGCCUCUCUGCCCUACUGCCAACGGUGGCAUGGGGACCGGAGCUGGGCAACUGGUGGGCAGCCCUGAGACAGGUGAUGCUGUCCUGAAGCCGCCAGUCAGGCCCAAACCUCGCACACUGCCCAAACCGACUAUACCAGCCAAGCCCUGCGCCCCGCCACCGUCCCCUGGGUCACGGGCCCCCCGCCUUGAUUUCCCCUCUGCCGAGAAGAUCACCCUGCUGGCGGGUCCCAAGCCGUACAGUGGCAGCAACACCACCCAUAAACGCCUGUCCUUUACUCAGAGCCCCCCAGCGGAGACUUCCAAUGGGAAGGGGCUCUCCCCCCCGGAAGCCAAAACCCCGCCUAGUGGCAAGGAAGACGGCUCUCCGGCUCCUGUGACGCCCCCUGCUGGGGGGCCAUCGGGAGCCCUCAAGGGUGCUGCUCCCUUCAAGGUGAAGCCGGUGCCGGUGGCGGCCAAGCCGGAGCGCUUCCCUGGCACCACAGUGGAAGAGAUCCUGGCGAAGAUGGAGCGCCCCCGCAAAGAGGGGCUGCGCUCAACCUUCAGCUCUGAUGCUGGCUCCUGCUUUGGGCCCAAAGGCUUUGUCGCCUUCCGGAGGCAACCUAGUGCCGAGGGAGGGGACGGUGGCACCGUCACCCUCGGCUGCCAGGCCCCCCGGGAAUUGGGGCUCCCUGAAGCUCAGGAGAGCGGAGCGCCCUGCAGGGAUGAGCCGGUCGCCGGCGGGAAGAAGAGGGAUGGAAGCCCGUACCCCAGUGGACAAUGCCUGCCAGAACCCCCAGACAGAGAAGCACAGACACACCCUGGCUCAGCCUCCAGGGAGAGCGGCUCCUCCCCGGCCGGUGCCAGCUGUGAUGGGGACCAGUCCGGACGCAGGAGGCCGCCGUCUCCCCCUGGCUUCUUCUCAGCCCGGCCUUGCCCCGUUCCCGCAGCUCCGGCUGAGCUCCCCCUCGGGGUGGCCCCUGGCUCCCCCAGCUCCUCUGCUGGCCUUGCUCCGGCCCCAGGGGCCCCUUUUCUCCCUGCCGAGCAUCCUGCCUCAGCGCCCGGAUUUUCAUUCUUCUCACAGUUCUUCUCAGCCCGGCCUUGCCCCGUUCCCGCAGCUCCGGCUGAGCUCCCCCUCGGGGUGGCCCCUGGCUCCCCCAGCUCCUCUGCUGGCCUUGCUCCGGCCCCAGGGGCCCCUUUUCUCCCUGCCGAGCAUCCUGCCUCAGCGCCCGGGUCCCCUGCUUUGCCUCCUGAGCUCCCCGCCCCGUGCUCCCGCCCUGCUCACACUGAGCUCCCCCUUUGGGUCAGGGCUAGCUCCCCUGACACUCCCGAGGCUCUGGCUGAGGACUCCGUCAGCCUGGUUCCGGCCCCUGGCGCCCCCUACGCUCCAGCGGAACCCUGCCUCCGCAUUGCCCACUCCCCGGGGUCUCCCGAAACUCCUGGGCAGUCCCCACCUCCCUCUGGCCUUCCUGUGGGCCUGGCACCAGGCUCCCCUGCUGCCCCCACAGAGCUCUCCCCCAGCUCUCUUGCAGGCCAGCCCUUGGAACCAGGCCCCCCUGAUGCCCCCACAGAGCUCACCGGCAGCCCCCCUGUAGGACGGCCUUUGGCCCCAGGACCACUUGCUGACCUGUCCCCCACAACCACUCACUCCCCAGGGGCCCCCAAAUCUCCUAUUCUAUCUCCAGACACCCCUAGUCUGUCUCCUAAACUCUCCAUCGGUGUCUCUCAAUCUCUUGGGUCUUCUGAUGGGCCUGCUGAGACCCCGAGGUCCCCUGAUGGCCCCUCAUCUCCUGAGCAGGGCUCCCCUUUGCCCCCCAGUGACUCCGGGCCCGUGCCAAUGGACAAGGGCUUCCAGCCCCCGCAGCUGGGGCUCCGGCGUGCCUCAGAUGGCGUGGUGCAGCUGCCAGGCGAGGGGCAAGGAAUGGGGGUUCUUGGAGGCUCCCUGGCUGCCCUGCCCAGGGGAGGCCCCCCCCACUGCGGGCAGCCUCUGCAAAGCGAGUCCAACUGGAGCCUGUCGCAGUCGUUCGAAUGGGCAUUCCCGCCCCGGGCAGCAGAGUGGGAACCUCCCAGAUCCCCCAUCAGAGAGGCCGACGAUUCUGGCCUCUCUGACCCGGGCGAGUUGGAUGGGGAGGGCCUGGCCCCCAGCCCCAAAUGGCCUGACGAGGGGAGCGACUCUGAGGGGCUGAGGCCCGAGCUUCCCAAGGUAGCCCUGGAUGGGCAGGACACCGAGGCAGCCGGGAGUUCUGCCCCCCCAGGGGGUGCCACCGAGGCCCCGUGUGACAAGGCAGGCAGCCCCGUGGAGGCAGGGAGACGAGGGAGCCUGGAAGCCACUUGCCCCGGGGGCCCUGAUGCCCCAAGGGGGCUGGCCGUGGGCCUGCUUGGCUGGUCGCGGAAAGAUCUGUGCAGUGAGUUUGGCAUCAGAGGGACCCACCGAGCCGGUGAGCUUGGUUGGGCCAGCGAGCACAACACGGGGAAGACGGACUGGGCCAGCGAGACUGAGCAGGAUCGGGAGUUCGGCACGGGCACGCGGGACUGGGGCGAUGCGUACAAAGAGCCGGAGCGGCUGCAGGAGUCCAGCGCGGCGCAUGGAAACUGGCCUGAUGCCUACAGCAUGGAGCAGCCCCGAGAGUUUGGCACCAACGAGCCAGACUGGACCCGUGAUCCUGGUGUCGAUGAUACUGCCCGGCAGGAUAGAGAAUUCGGCUCUGGCAAGCCAGACUGGCCCCGUGUGUACAGUGGUGAUACCGUCCGGCAGGAUAGAGAGUUUGGCACCAACGAGCCAGACUGGACCCGUGAUCCUGGUGUCGAUGAUACUGCCCGGCAGGAUAGAGAAUUCGGCUCUGGCAAGCCAGACUGGCCCCGUGUGUACAGUGGUGAUACCGUCCGGCAGGAUAGAGAGUUUGGCACCAACGAGCCAGACUGGACCCGUGAUCCUGGUGUCGAUGAUACUGCCCGGCAGGAUAGAGAAUUCGGCUCUGGCAAGCCAGACUGGCCCCGUGUGUACAGUGGUGAUACCGUCCGGCAGGAUAGAGAGUUUGGCACCAACGAGCCAGACUGGACCCGUGAUCCUGGUGUCGAUGAUACUGCCCGGCAGGAUAGAGAAUUCGGCUCUGGCAAGCCAGACUGGCCCCGUGUGUACAGUGGUGAUACCGUCCGGCAGGAUAGAGAGUUUGGCACCAACGAGCCAGACUGGACCCGUGAUCCUGGUGUCGGUGAUACUGUCCGGCAGGAUAGAGAGUUUGGCACCAGCGAGCCAGACUGGACCCAUGAUCCUGGUGUCGGUGAUAUCGGUGAUACUGCCCGGCAGGAUAGACAGUUUGGCACCAGCAAGCCAGACUGGACCCGUGAUCCCGGUGUCGGUGAUACCGUCCGGCAGGAUAGAGAGUUUGGCACCAACGAGCCAGACUGGACCCGUGAUCCUGGUGUCGAUGAUACUGCCCGGCAGGAUAGAGAAUUCGGCUCUGGCAAGCCAGACUGGCCCCGUGUGUACAGUGGUGAUACCGUCCGGCAGGAUAGAGAGUUUGGCACCAACGAGCCAGACUGGACCCGUGAUCCUGGUGUCGAUGAUACUGCCCGGCAGGAUAGAGAAUUCGGCUCUGGCAAGCCAGACUGGCCCCGUGUGUACAGUGGUGAUACCGUCCGGCAGGAUAGAGAGUUUGGCACCAACGAGCCAGACUGGACCCGUGAUCCUGGUGUCGAUGAUACUGCCCGGCAGGAUAGAGAAUUCGGCUCUGGCAAGCCAGACUGGCCCCGUGUGUACAGUGGUGAUACCGUCCGGCAGGAUAGAGAGUUUGGCACCAACGAGCCAGACUGGACCCGUGAUCCUGGUGUCGAUGAUACUGCCCGGCAGGAUAGAGAAUUCGGCUCUGGCAAGCCAGACUGGCCCCGUGUGUACAGUGGUGAUACCGUCCGGCAGGAUAGAGAGUUUGGCACCAACGAGCCAGACUGGACCCGUGAGUAUGGGUUCAGUCCUGCUGAUGGUCCGGGUAAGGAGUGUAGUCCUGAGAAGCCAGACUGGACCCGGGAGUGCAGUGCCAAGUCCCACGAGCAGGGUAGGGAGUGGACCCGUGGGUACGGUGUUGGGGAUACCGCCCAGCAGGACAAGGACUUUGGCACUGGCCAGCAACUCUGGACCCGCGAGUUCGGAAUUGGUGAUGGUGCUGGACAGGACGGCGCAUUGAGCCCUGACAAGCCAGCUUGGCUUGGGGACCAUGGCAGUCGCCUUACAGACCGAGACUCUACCUUUGGCCCUGGGGUCGAAGACGCCGGCAGCUUGAUCCGAGCCCCCAAGGCCCGGAAGCCCAGGUGGAGCGGCAGCGGCCUGCAAGAGAGCAAGUUCUCUUUUGCCAGGCGGGAUUGCACCCGUGAGUUCGGGGUCGGAGGGGCUGAGCACGAAAGCCAGUUUGGCGUCAUCGGGACGCAGCGGGCAGGUGGCUUUGGCUUAGCCGCUUUGGAGCCCGUCGCUGCCAGCGAGACCCUGCCCGAGCGGGCUGGCCAUUCCCAAGGGGUGGGCCUGGAGGAGCUCAGAGAGGCCGGCGUGGGGCAGCCCGACUGGGCUGGAGGUCGAGGUCUCAGUGUCACGGAGCCAUCUGUCAGCGGGGGAUGGAUGGACUGGACAUACACAUGCAGCACGAGCAGCACGGGUCCCUCCAGUGGCCUGGGGGUGGGGGGCGCCGAUCCACCCCGGGAACCUGGCGUGGGGCAGUCAGACGGGGCCGGUGACGGCACGGGAGACUCAGCCACCGCCAGCGGCUUGGGGCGCAUGGGCAUGACGGAGGCUGGAGAGAGACAGUUUUACUGGAGCCGCGAGUUCAGCUCCGGGGCCGAGAGGUCUGCGAAGCCUGGGGAGGUGGCCGUGGGGCAGAUGGACUGGGCCAGUGAGGCCGGCAUUGGAUUAUCUCUUCCCACCCUCCCCCGUCUCCCGGGGCACGUGCAGGACACGGAAGUUCUCGACAGCGCCGUCUACCGGAACAGAGCCAACCUGGGCCGCAAGCGAGGUCACCGGGCGCCAGCCCCACGUCCCGCCGGCACCCAGGGGCUGUCUGAGGCGGAGGCGGGAGAGAGGGAGCUUGGAGGUCCCAGAUCAGAUGGAAGGGCUCAGGGGCACGGUGGGGAACCCGCCCUGACGGGAAGGUCAGUGGGGACGUACCAUUCAUACAGACCGAGCCAGAACCUCUGUGUGUCUGACACGUCCCCCGCCCCCCAGGCCAAGCUGCGGGGCCGAAACCGUUCUGUGGAGGAGGGGGCUCAGCCGGGGGAGGCCAAGACAGCUCUGCCUAAGGAGCCCCAUGUCCAGCGCUCGAAGUCCUGCAAGCUCCCUGGCUUGGGGGGGAAACCCCUGGCGCUGCCCCCCAAGCCAGAGAAAUCCUCAGGGUCAGAUCCCUAA
Molecule: messenger RNA, 5614 nt
Organism: Pelodiscus sinensis (Chinese soft-shelled turtle)
Lineage: Eukaryota; Metazoa; Chordata; Testudines; Trionychidae
Source: RefSeq, a predicted model, not a curated record